Messenger RNA from Truncatella angustata, 1155 nucleotides. Its product is annotated as RNA ligase, DRB0094 family. NCBI's taxonomy places the organism in Eukaryota, Fungi, Ascomycota, Sordariomycetes, Amphisphaeriales, Sporocadaceae. The record is from RefSeq and is a predicted model, not a curated record. The transcript has a single exon. The coding region runs from base 1 to 1155 and encodes 384 amino acids.
AUGGCUCGAAAACUAGUUACCGUACGGCGAAUCGGUGCUAUCAAACCAAUCAAAGGAGCAGAUAGGAUCGAAGUGGCUGUGGUAGACGGGUGGAAUUGCAUAGUGAAGAAAGGAGUGUUUAGUGAAGGCCAUCUUGGAGUUUUCUUUGAAAUCGACAGCUUCCUUCCCAGUACCGACCUAAGAUGGUCGUUCCUAGAAAAGAGCUUCACUAAUUGGAUAAAUGGUCUCACGGGUUUCCGAGUAAAGAGCACCAAAAUGAGAGGUCAGAUAUCUCAGGGGCUGCUUGAGCCUCUUGAUAUGUUUCCCGAGAUCGGCUCGGUCCUUAAAGAGCUCGAAGACAAGCACGGCAAGGAUGCAGUAGAAAGGCUGGUUCGGGAUAUGUCCUUCGAAGACGGAUUGAAAGUGGUAAAAUGGGAGCCCAUGGAUAGCACUUCAGGACGAGGCAAUGGGAAUGCACUGAACACAACGGUGCCCUUCCCGGCUUUUCUCAAUAGAACAGAUCAGGAGCGGGCACAGAAUCUUCCACGCAUGUUCGAUGAGUGGACAAAUGAGAUGUUCCAGGAGACAACCAAGAUGGACGGUUCUUCCAUGACUGUCUACUUCCUGCGUAAGGACUCUGACAAGACACAGCUACUUCCAGAACUGGGCACUAGUCCGGAGCAAACUACGACUCUCCCGGGCGGCCGCUUCGGUGUGUGUUCCCGACACGUAGAUCUGGGAGAGCACGAUGCUAAUGGCCGGCGGUUCUGGGAGGUCGCCAAAAGGAACAACUUUGCCACAAAACUUUCGGAACUGAAUCGCAACAUUGCAUUGCAGGGCGAGCUUUGCGGCGAUUCCAUUCAAAGAAAUUUCGAAAGCUUUCCAAAGAACUUCCAUGACUUCUUUCUCUUCUCGGUUUGGGAUAUUGACGAGCAGAAGUAUUUGAAACCCAAAGAAGCAGAAGUCAUGGCAACCAAGCUCGGAGUAAGGCAUGUCCCGGUGCAUGGGUAUUUCUAUCUUCGUGAUAUCGCAACGAGCGUCGACGAAUUGCUUUCCAGGGCCGAGGGGAAGGGCCUACGCGGAAAGAAGAGAGAGGGGAUUGUUUUAAAGCAUAGUGAUGGAGGCAUCAGCUUCAAGGUGAUAUCGAACUCAUACCUCUUGAAGCACGGCGAAUAA